Messenger RNA from Ixodes scapularis (black-legged tick), 607 nucleotides. RefSeq lists its product as uncharacterized. The transcript has 2 exons. Gene Ontology annotation, biological process: detection of chemical stimulus involved in sensory perception of taste; sensory perception of chemical stimulus. Lineage: Eukaryota; Metazoa; Arthropoda; Arachnida; Ixodida; Ixodidae. Gene Ontology annotation, molecular function: taste receptor activity. The record is from RefSeq and is a predicted model, not a curated record. Gene Ontology annotation, cellular component: membrane. Bases 152 to 607 code for a protein of 151 amino acids.
UAUCGCACCUCCAUUGCACAUGACGGAGUGACGAUUCUUUUAUUUGUCUCGUAAUGUGUGCCAGACAACGCGGGAAAAUCGCGGUCUCGAUGUCCACGAGCUCCGAGAGCUGAGACAGAUCCAGACAGACCUCGGCGUCGCCGUGCUUGAGAUGGAAACCCACUUCUCGCCGACGGCCUUCGCCUGGGUCUCCUUCUUCGUGCUGGGCGUCUGCGCCGAGGUGAGCCGCUUUUUGGGACACCACGAGAGCGGCCUCAGCGAUGAGCACCGAAUCCUCGUCAUCGGUCUGAACCUGGGCUCGGUAACCCUGCUGUUUGUACUCCUGGCCGUGAUGUCAUCCCGGUUGUCGGAGACCUCGAACGCGUCGAUGAUGCCGCUGCACCGGGCCCUCGGAUUGAGCUCGGACCGACCCCAAGAGUACCACGAAGGGCUCCUGCUGAUCUCGCAGCUCAGGGCGCCGGCCGUGGUCCUCACAGGCUGGGGCUUCUUCUACUUCUCCAGAGGAUUUGUGCUCACCCUGGCAGGAGCCCUGCUCUCCUACGUUAUCAUCAUCCUCCAGCUGAACUCCGAUCUUGACAAGGACAAAGAGAUAGGCAAGGACAGCUGA